AUGACGUCACUGGGCUUUGACAAGCUGGUGGUGCCGGAAGAAAAGAUGGCGGAUCAUGAGGAGCAGCUAUCCGACGAGGAAAAGGUACGCAUAGCGGCUAACUUUGUCAUCCAUGCCCCACCAGGAGAAUUUAACGAAGUGUUCAAUGAUGUGCGAUUGCUGCUCAACAAUGACAAUCUUCUCAGGGAAGGUGCAGCACAUGCAUUUGCACAGUACAACUUGGACCAGUUUACCCCCGUGAAAAUCGAGGGCUACGAAGAACAGGUCCUAAUCACAGAGCAUGGUGACCUUGGGAAUGGCCGAGUCUUGGACCCCAAGAAUAAGAUCUCCUUCAAGUUUGACCACCUGAGGAAGGAGGCCAGCGACCCACGGCCCCAUGAUGUUGACAGCUCCCUGGAAGGCUGGAGGAGUGCUGUGGACUCGGCUGUCAGGGCCUACGUCAAGGAGCACUAUCCGAGUGGCGUCUGCACCAUUUAUGCGAAAACCAUCGAUGGACAUCAAACCAUCAUCGUGUGCAUUGAGUGCCAUCAGUUUCAACCCAAAAAUUUCUGGAACGGACGCUGGAGGUCAGAAUGGAAAUUCACCAUCUCUCCCUCCACCACCCAAGUGGCAGGAAUCAUGAAAAUCCAGGUUCAUUACUAUGAGGAUGGAAAUGUCCAGCUGGUGAGCCACAAAGAGGUUCAAGAGUCCAUGUCAGUCUCUAAUGAGACUGCAACUGCAAAGGAGUUUGUUAAGAUCAUGGAGGCUGCAGAGAAUGACUAUCAGACGGCCAUCAAUGAGAAUUACCAGACCAUGUCGGACACUACCUUCAAAGCCUUACGCCGCCAGCUUCCUGUGACACGCACCAAGAUCGAUUGGAACAAGAUCCUGAGCUACAAGAUUGGCAAGGAAAUGCAGAAUGCUUAAAAACAGCGAAGAUAACAGUCAGCUCCCCCCCCCCCCCAAACUCCAAGCCCCUCCAUCCCCGGCCCUCCAUCCCCACCAAAAAAACGUUGCAUGACUGGAUAGUUGUAUUGUCUUUGUACAAAAAAAUUAGAGAAAACGGGGGCAAAGAAAUGUUUGGUCUCACAGCUACACAUCAUGACACAUUGGAUGACUGCUUUGCUUGUAUACAGACACUGUUAACUCCUCUGUAUACUGAAUUCAUGGUCGUAUUUUGGAAAAUCUCUCGAGGAAACAUUGCGAGACAUAGGACAGGGGGCAGAUACUCGGAUGUAAAAACACCCAUAUAAAAUACAGUUUCACGUUAAUAUGUCUUGUGUCAGUGAGACUAUGCAUUUGGUUUGACCUGAUGGAAAAAUGGUUUGAAUUUGCAAUAAUGGUGAAAACAAAUUCAUUUUUGGGAGAAUUUUGUCUGCAUUUACAGAAGUGCUCAGUUACUACAGCUGAAACAAACAACUCACAUCAUGGUUAAUGCCCCCCCCCUCACACACACACCAAAAAAUUAAAAUAAAUAGGAAAAGUUUUGUGUUCAUUGACUGGAAUCCUGGCACAAGCAGCCACCACUGUCAGUCACUCAAUGUUCUUAUUCUCUCAUUUUGGUACUUCCCCCUCACCCUUUGUCCUAUGUGUGCGCUCUCCAGCUUUGCAGCACUCCUGGCUACCUUUUGACUUGAUAUCGUCUGAACUCUCACUCAGCGCAGGGAGUUCUGCGACCACUUAACAAGCUUAAUUAACAAGUCAUCAGUCACUAAAGUAAUGUGCAUAAUGUCCAAUUUACAAUAAAAAUUUAAAAAGUAUCCCUUUCUCCUCCAGUGCUUAUUUUUAUUAAAAAUAGAACCUGACUGUAUUAUAUAACAAGGCACAUUGUAAUAUAUACCUGUAUGAAACAUCCUGUCUGUCAGUUUGGUGAUUUGUUUCCAUGAGAUUAAUUGUAAUUCAGUCACAAUUAUGUUGCAUUAAAUGACAAAUUUUCUAUUUACCGA
Messenger RNA from Archocentrus centrarchus (flier cichlid), 1925 nucleotides. Its product is annotated as F-actin-capping protein subunit alpha-2. Gene Ontology annotation, cellular component: cortical cytoskeleton; F-actin capping protein complex. Bases 1 to 906 code for a protein of 301 amino acids. Gene Ontology annotation, biological process: actin cytoskeleton organization; barbed-end actin filament capping. NCBI's taxonomy places the organism in Eukaryota, Metazoa, Chordata, Actinopteri, Cichliformes, Cichlidae. Gene Ontology annotation, molecular function: actin filament binding. The transcript has 10 exons. The record is from RefSeq and is a predicted model, not a curated record.